Messenger RNA from Leptinotarsa decemlineata (Colorado potato beetle), 350 nucleotides. RefSeq names its product Protein O-mannosyltransferase rt (gene rt). The record is from RefSeq and is a predicted model, not a curated record. Gene Ontology annotation, biological process: protein O-linked glycosylation via mannose. Gene Ontology annotation, molecular function: dolichyl-phosphate-mannose-protein mannosyltransferase activity. Lineage: Eukaryota; Metazoa; Arthropoda; Insecta; Coleoptera; Chrysomelidae. Gene Ontology annotation, cellular component: endoplasmic reticulum; membrane.
CUAUCUGCUUCUUUCCUUAGGAAUCUCCAGUCGAGCGCUGAACUCCCACGAUGUUGCAGCCCCCCUUUCACCGCAAUGCCAAGAAGUCUCCUGCUACAUCGACUACAACAUAUCGAUGCCGGCCCAGAACUUAUGGAGAGUUGAAAUAACGAACAGAGAUCAACAGGGCGACAACUGGCAUACAAUCCAGUCGCUGGUGAGGUUGAUACACGUUGAUACUGAUACAGCUUUGAAGUUCACGGGGCGACAGUUGCCCGACUGGGGAUACCACCAGCACGAAGUGGCAGCUGAUAGGAUUAUCGUCCAGGAUGAUACUGUAUGGAAUGUGGAGGAGCAUCGAUACACAAAAU